Molecule: messenger RNA, 3518 nt
Organism: Syngnathoides biaculeatus (alligator pipefish)
Lineage: Eukaryota; Metazoa; Chordata; Actinopteri; Syngnathiformes; Syngnathidae
Gene: cdk5r2b
Product: cyclin dependent kinase 5, regulatory subunit 2b (p39)
Exons: 1
Coding region: 373-1221 (282 amino acids)
Biological process (GO): brain development; activation of protein kinase activity; positive regulation of cyclin-dependent protein serine/threonine kinase activity
Cellular component (GO): protein kinase 5 complex; cytoplasm
Molecular function (GO): cyclin-dependent protein serine/threonine kinase activator activity; protein kinase binding
Source: RefSeq, a predicted model, not a curated record
UAAUUAAUCUCGGGGCCAAGCCAGAACUGGAGCUAAAAGAGUGCAGGUGGUGCAUAAAUAAGCGAUCGAUGGCCCUUCAGUCCACUGGGUGAUUGGAUCAGUGAUCGGCUCUGUGAUUGGCUGCCCGCCACGUCACUCGGGAUGCUGCGCGAGCCGAGGACGAAUCGCAGAGUGCGCAAAGCAUCGGAUGCAGUCAUUGUCCAACGUUCCCUGCCGGACUAGCCAUCGCUUCGGAUCCGACGUCGAGCGCGUUUAUGGAUUCCAUCGUGUGGUGGUGACUCCCAGGCCGCCUCUCCGUGUUUUUUGGCACCCCUCACCCCAGCCGAAGCGUCACUUCCCACCUCCGCGGCUCUCUUCUCCUCCUGCGCGGCCAUGGGCACCGUCCUCUCCAUCUCCCCCGCCACCAAGAAGGCCAUGGACGCCGACGACGGCACCAAGGGCGACAAAAGCCUCAAGCGGCCCUCCAUGUUCGUGUCGCUGUCGUGGAAGAAGCUGGUGGCCAGUUCGGCUAAGAAGAAGGUGACCCCCAACCCCAACCCGCCGUGCGCUCUGCAGGUGGCCCAGCGCAACAGCGAGAACCUCCGGAAAACGCUGCAAAGCGAGGAGCGCAAACCGCGAGCGCCUAUCCCAGUCCCGGUGCCCACGGUGCCCACGCAGAGCGACAACCGCAAGCAACCGCAAGCGCAGGCGGUGCACAAGCAAGUCGGCAGCCCGUCCGCGGUGUCCCCGAGGCGGAUCGUGAUCCAGGCUUCCACGGGAGAGCUGCUGCGCUGCUUGGGGGACUUCGUGUGCCGCCGAUGCUACAAGUUGAAGGAGCUGAACAGCGGGGAGGUGAUCCUGUGGUUCCGAAACAUCGACCGGACACUGUUGCUGCAAGGCUGGCAGGACCAGGGCUUCAUCACGCCGGCCAACGUGGUGUUCGUGUAUCUGCUGUGCGAGGACACGUUGAGCGAGAGUCUGGCCAGCCCGGCCGAGCUGCAGGGCGCCUUCCAGACCUGCUUGUACCUGGCCUACUCGUACAUGGGCAACGAGAUCUCGUACCCGCUCAAGCCCUUCAUGACGGAGGCCAACAAGGACGUGUUCUGGGACACGUCGCUGAGCGUCAUCGAGCGGCUCAGCGGCAAAAUGCUGCAGCUCAACGCGGACCCGCACUUCUUCACCGAGAUUUUCCAGGAGCUCAAGAGCCAGCGGGACUCCAGCGAGGCAAACCUGGACCGCUGACGUGCACCGCGGGUCGCACUUGGCGGACACAAAUGCAAAAAGAAAAAAGAAAAGAAAAAUAAACGAGUGAAAAUCAGCGAAGAGCGGCUUUGAAUGUAAAAGGCCAAUCCUGGAGGCUGGAUAUUGCGAAGAUAUCAAUGCGGCGUUAAUGUCUUUAUAGACAUCUGGAGAAUUGACUACUCAUGCAUGCCAUCGAUGAUGUAUCGUCCUCCCUUUCUUCCUGUUUUUUUUUUUUUAAUGCAAAUUUCAUUCAUGAUUAGCCCGCUUGCAGGCGCAGAGAGUGCUCGAGGAUCAGGAGGGAAGUGCUUGUGGUUAAGUGCGCAUUCAGAGUGAGCUGUCCAAGGUGCUGACCUGUGAAGUAUUUUUUUUUUUUUCUACGGUGGUGCCUUGAGAUACAAAUCAGCAUGUCCCAUUUGAAUGAACGAAAAUGCAAAUGCAAUUUAAUAUAUUCUUAAUGAUAAAAAUAUCCCUGUAUAAUAAUCUUACUGUCAACAAAUAGUAUCAAUGAAAUACAACGUAAAGAAUUAAACAGGAUAUUAGUUCCUUCUAGCGUGUAGACAAACUGCAUAGAUAUGUAUACUUUCACAACUGUGACUCAGUAAAAUACAGUAAAAUUAGUUGUAUUUUAAAGAGGAUACAUUUAUACUUUUAAGUAUUGUGAUUAUUAUGUCUACAUGUGUUGCUCCACCAUUUGUGUUUGAAUUUUGUUCAAUUAAUGAUAAUAUUAUUAAAAUUACUAAACGGUUCCACCGGUGCGACUGUCAAUGGCAAAUGUUAGCCCAUCAACGGCGCUUUUCCAUAUGUGUUAGCAUUAAGCUUGCAGGGGGUCUUCAUCCGGGAAAGUUGUUUUGUUAGUUAAAGUACAAGUUUAAUAUUUAUUGUUUUGUGUUUCGUUUGACAAUAACGUUCAACAUUCAUUUGAAGUUUGCACUUGCAGGUCAAAGCGACAACAACAAAAAAUAGUAUCUCAAGGCACCGCAGUAUUUGGAGCUACACAACACAGUCACUAAGGCGGAGACUUCUAAAUCGAGUUAGCUACUACUGAGCAGAGGACGCGUUUUAAAUUAUUCUCAGCCCGCUGACUGGGGACAAUACACAUACUGAUAUUUACACUUGUAAAAAUGUUAAAGGACAAACUGCUGCAUGGCUAUUAUCAUAUUUGGUAGACAUUUGUAUGAUUUGAAUUUAAAUGACGCUUAAGGUUAAUCCACAAAAGGGGAUACAGUAGUUUAAUCCGUACAAGGUGAGCAAGGUCAUCUUCCUAUUGGUCGAAUAUGUAUCGCAGCUGAUUGUAUUUGUGUGUGUGAAUACCGUGGUGCCUUGAGAUAAGACUUUGAUUUGUUUUGGGUUUUUUUUUUUUUUUUUUUUGGUCUGAAUGUAAACCUGCACUUUAAAGAAUUGUUCUGUAUAAAACACUUGAGGGGCGUUUGCUGUGCACAUAACUCGCAAACACGACUGCACCUAAUGCUUUGUCCUUCCUUACUCUUUUUUGGCGGGAUUUGGUGGCUGGGUCCGAUGAAGCUUGCUUCUGCCAUCUACCAGUGGCAGGUCUCGGGCUUCGAAUCUCAAGAUGACAAAUUUGUCCAAUGGUCCAAGUUGAGGGCAGUCAUUUCUCAAGGCACCACUGUAUUUCGGGGAAUGUAUUUUGGGGUUUGCCAAGAAAAUACUUGGACAAUCUCGUAUGUGCCAACCGUUUCAUUGUCUUUGCCUGCUACAAUACGGUUUACAUCAUAAUUUGCAUUUUUGUUAUUUUAUUUGUGGGCCAAGCAUUUUAAGAACAAACAAUACUCUUUUUUUUUUUAGACGGAUGAUAUGUAAAUAGUGAAUGUGAGUCCUGUAUCAUUUGCACAUUUGUGUCAGUUUAUAUGAACUAAAGUAUGACAUGCCUCAGAAAGCAACUUUAUACUGUACAUGGACAACAAAUCUCGGUAUCUUUAGUUAUGUUGUACGGUCAUCAUCGUUUGUACGAUGUUGUGUUGUGGAAUGUCACGCCGCCAUUUUUUUGCACACCCGUGAACAAACUGAAUGUUUUGCACACGUGACUCAUGAUCAUUGACAAAGAACUCCUCCCGGACGCUGGAUUAUUUGCCAUUAAUUUAUUGAAAUUUGCAGCUACGAAUUAAGGACUAUCACCUGUGAACUUCAUAUUUUGUACAGCUCGUUUUCUUAUCGGACUGGAAAGUGUUAUUUAAUGUGCCGUUUGACCGGUGUGUUCAACACUCUUAUCGCGCCACAAUUCGUUCUCGCUACAUGUUUAAGCAGUAAAUGGUCAGUGCAGUUUAUUGUUUAUGGUUACC